GGGGGAGGGGGGGGGGGGGGGGGGGUCGCUGCUAGUGCCACUGCUACUCGCUGCUACUGCCCUGUGACGGGGAAAUGUCCAGUAGCUGAGUCUCAAAAGCGGGAACAGAGAGCUGCUGCUGCUGCGAUAGGAACAGGUGUCUAGCAAAAGCUGCAGCUGCGUGAGAACUCGUACACUGACAGCUGCCAUAUGACACACACCCCGUGCCUGAAUCGGGGAGAUAUAGAUGAUUAGGAUACCCCUUUUAUUUGAUAAAGAACAGAAUUCAAAUACACUAUUACCUUUCUCUCUUGCUUUUCUAAUAUCCGUACUUUCCUCCGCCUUCCCCCCUUGGGUGUCGGCCCGAAUGUCUCCGAAGGAGAAGCGGAAGAGAGAGAGGGGCUGGUUCACGAAGAGAGAGAGAGCGAAGGGGAAAAAGAGGGUGACCCCCAUGACAAGGUUUCUGCAGUGAGAUGUACGUCAGGGGCGGGGAUCAACGAUGUGGCAGCAGGUCUCUGUCUCUCUCUUCUGAUCAACAUCUCCGGCGCA
Molecule: messenger RNA, 528 nt
Organism: Kockovaella imperatae
Lineage: Eukaryota; Fungi; Basidiomycota; Tremellomycetes; Tremellales; Cuniculitremaceae
Exons: 1
Coding region: 227-451 (74 amino acids)
Source: RefSeq, a predicted model, not a curated record